Stereum hirsutum FP-91666 SS1 is the source of this 1032-nucleotide messenger RNA. RefSeq lists its product as uncharacterized. The record is from RefSeq and is a predicted model, not a curated record. NCBI's taxonomy places the organism in Eukaryota, Fungi, Basidiomycota, Agaricomycetes, Russulales, Stereaceae. Bases 292 to 1032 code for a protein of 246 amino acids. The transcript is spliced from 5 exons.
CUCUUGUUGUCUCAGUGGCCGUGUCGAUGGGUAGAGGCCACACACUACGCCACCUAAUCCAAGUGUGGGGAAAACCCCUAACCCGGCAGCAUGGCUCAGUUGGGUUGAACAUUCCCAGCAGGAUCCACGGACGGUCAUUCCACUGCUAAACUACUCACUUCCUCUUACCGCCACCACCAUCGAGCAAUCACCAUCCAUCACCGUCGUCAUCGUCACCGUCGUCACCGUCGUCCCUCUCACCCCCGCCAACUCAUCUCCAGAUUUACGCCCGAAAGGACCACUCGGACAACCAUGACUGGCAACUUAAACUCGAAAGAAAUCCCCAGUCCUGAGAUGUUGAGUAAAGCCGCGAAAGUGGAGCUAUGGAGCGAGGAAGGGAAGGAAGUCUCGUUUGAGAGUAUAUUUGAGGAACACAGGACGGUGGUUGUGUUUAUUCGUCAUUUCUUUUGCGGGCAAUAUACCAGUCAACUUGAAUCGGCCACAACUCCAGAAGGUCUCCAAGCUGCGAAUGCGAAGGUGGUAGUCAUAGGUUGCGGAGAGUGGAAGCUCAUAGGGAAUUACAAGGAUGUCACGAACUUCAAAGGCGAGAUGUACGCCGAUCCCGACAGGGCAUUGUACCACGCGCUCGGUAUGACGAUCGAGAACCUAAAGCAGACGCCAUCGAGGGAGAAAAAGAGGAGUUACCUGACGCAGUCAACUUGGGAGACUACGGUCGGUAGUAUUUGGCGCGCACUCCACAACCCGUCGCACAUCGGAAAGCAGGGAAAUUUCUCCCAACUGGGUGGAGAAUUCAUUCUUGGGCCGGGGUUGGAGUGUUCAUUUGCGUCGAGGAUGCAGCAUACUGAGGAUCGUACGUCGCUCCGACACAGCAAUAGCUCUCGAUCUUUUCAUUCAAUCUCGCAAUUUUGUAUCUGUGCACAGAUGUCGAGGUCGCUGAGCUACUUGACCGUGCAGGAAUCUAUUCCUCCAUGGUCUCGUAGUUCGAGGCGGAUUGAACGCCUCUCAGCCCAAUUGCCCGUCCUUCUACGGUAA